AUGCCCAUAUCGCGGAUAAAACCCCUUAAGGAAGCUAACUUAAGGCCCAAGGCAAUCCCACCGCGCCUUUAUUCCAAUAAAAGGCAGACAGCUCCAGCUUGCCGCGACUCUACAACUGGAGAUAAGGCUACUCAGCAUCACACCAAUCCUAACAUUAAUAGUGUACCCAUUAUACACCAUCCUCGAAAAGUUAGCUUUGCAAUUGCAAUGGCAAUGGCUUGCAAGAGCAUCCAAUGCAGUUCUUCAUCUCUGAUGACAUGGAAAUAUGAUGUGUUUGUGAGCUUCAGAGGUGAGGAUACACGUAAAACUUUCACUGAUCAUCUCUUUGCUGCUCUCCAUAGAAAAGGAAUUCUUGCCUUCAGGGAUGAUACAAAGCUCAAGAAAGGUGAAUCCAUAGGACCUGAGCUUCAACAAGCAAUUGAAGGGUCUCGGGUUUUGGUUGUGGUCUUCUCAAAGAACUAUGCUUUCUCAACAUGGUGCUUGCGAGAACUUGCAAAUAUUCUCGAUUGCGUUCAAGUAUCAGGAAGACGGGUUCUGCCUAUUUUCUAUGAUGUUGAUCCAUCUGAGGUACGAAAACAAAGUGAGAGUUAUGAGAAAGCCUUUGCUGAAUAUGAAGAAAAAUUCAAAGAAGAUUUAGACAAGAUGGAGGAAGUGAAAAGAUGGAGAGGAGUUCUGACACAAGUGGCCAAUCUCUCUGGUUGGGAUGUAAGAGAUACGCCACAAAAUGCAGAGAUUGAAAAAAUUGUUAAAUACAUAGGAAGUAUAUUGAAUCACAAAACUUCAAGUCUUCCAAAUGAUAUUGUUGGGUUGCAAUCUCCGGCAGAAAAAUUAGAAAAACUUUUACUUUUGGGGCCGGUUGAUGAUGUUCGAGUUGUAGGAAUUUGUGGUAUGGGGGGGAUAGGAAAGACAACUCUUGCUUCAGUUUUGUGGGAUAGAAUCUCUCAUCAUUAUGAUGCUCACUGUUUUAUUCAUGAUUUAAGCAAUUCUGGUCCAAUUGAGGCACAAAAGCAACUUCUAAGCCAAACUCUACAUGAAGAAAACCUUCAUAUGCCCAAUCCUUUAAAUGCAGCUAGUUUAAUAAGAAGUAGGCUUCGUCAUUUAAGGUCCCUGAUUGUUCUUGAUAAUGUUGAUAAAGUUGAACAUAUAGAGAAAUUAGCUGUGGAUCCUCAAUGGUUAGGUGCGGGGAGUGGAAUCAUUAUAAUUUCUAGAGAUGAACAUAUCUUAAGAGAGUAUGGAGUGCACGCUAUUCACAAGGUUCAACUCUUGAAUUGUGAUGAUGCUCUUCAAUUAUUUUGUAAAAAAGCUUUCAAAUGUGAUGAUAUAAGGAGAGGUUAUGAAGCAUUGACAAAUGAUGUAUUAGAAUAUGCUAAUGGCCUUCCACUAGCAAUUAAAGUAUUGGGCUCAUUUUUGUCUGGACGAAGUGUCUCUGAGUGGAGAAGUGCAUUGGCAAGAUUGAAAGAAAUUCCAAACAGAGAUAUAUUAGAUGUGCUACGAAUCAGUUACGAGGGACUCCAACAAAUGGAAAAAGAAAUAUUUUUGGAUAUUGCUUGUUUCUUCAAUGGGAAAAAGCCAGGAUAUGUUAUGGAAGUUCUACGUUGUUGUGGAUUUCAUCCAGAAAUUGGAAUGAAAGUUCUCAUUGAUAAAUCUCUGCUAACUAUUUCUUACCAUUACUCAGUAUUUUAUCAUAUCAAAAUGCACGAUUUGUUGCAAGAGCUCGGGAGAAAAAUAGUUCAAGAAAAUUCACCCAAAGAGCCAAGAAAUUGGAGCAGGCUUUGGCUCUACAAAGAUUUUCGCAAGGUUAUGUUGGAGGAGAAUAUGGAAAACAAGGUUGAAGCCAUAGUUUUGAACGGCUCAGAAGAAUCUGAAGAAUUGAUGGCCGAAGGAUUGUCAAAAAUGAAGCACCUUAGAUUGCUCAUACUCAAUGGUGUGAAAUUUUCGGGAAGACUCAAUUGUUUUUCCAAUAAAUUUCGAUAUGUUGAGUGGGAUGAAUAUCCCUUCAUGUACUUGCCAUCAAGUUUUGAACCGGAAGAGCCUGUUCAUUUGAUCUUGAAGCAAAGCAACAUAAAAAGACUAUGGGAGGGCAAGAAGUACAUGCCCAAUUUGAUGAGUCUUGACCUUAGCCACUCCAAAAAUCUUAUGAAGAUGCCAGAUUUUGGAGAGGUCCCAAAUCUUGAGGAGCUUAUUCUUGAAGGAUGUACAAAACUUGUGCAGAUCGAUCCAUCCGUUGGUCUUCUAAGAAAGCUUGCUUACUUGAAUUUGAAAAACUGCAAAAAUCUAGUAGGUAUACCCAACAACAUAGUGGAUGUCACCUCUCUCCUAUAUCUAAAUCUCUCUGGCUGUUCAAAAAUGUUCAGUAACCAUCUUCCAUGGCAUGAGGAGCAUUUGAAGAAGCUUGGUAUAAGUGAAACAGCCUCCCACUUGCAGUCAACAUCCUCUACCUUUGAAAGGCUUUUGUUGCCUUUCCACUCUUCUAAUUCUAGAACAGAUAAAGAUUCAGCUACUUGGUUGUUGCCUUCCUUGCCUUGCUUCUCUUGUUUGACAAUUCUUGAUCUGAGUUUCUGCUAUCUGCAACAAAUUCCUGAAGCUAUUGGAACUUUGCUUUGCUUAACAUUUCUUAAUUUGGAGGGAAACAAUUUUGUGACAAUGACGUGUAGCCUGAAGGAGCUUUCAAAACUUGUGUAUUUGAACUUGUCACAUUGCAAGCACUUGAAAUCUUUGCCUCAGCUCCCUUCACGUCCUUACAUGCCAGCAGGAGAUGAAGUUCCUGAGCAUCAGAGAACACCACUUACAUUAUACAUCUUCAACUGCCCAAAUUUGAGUGAGAGGGAACGCUGCAACAGCAUGAUAUUUUCAUGGAUGGUACAGGUCGUUCAGGUGAGCCUAGAAUCCUCUGCCCCUUUGGAGGGUAUUGAUAUUGUUUUUCCGGGAAGUGAAAUACCAAGGUGGUUCAACAAUCAGAAUGUGGGCAAUUCAAUAAGUGUUGACCUAUCUCCCAUUAUGCAUGACGAUGAUUGGAUAGGCAUUGCUUGCUGUGCAGUAUUUGUGGCAUCUUGUGAUCCAAUUACUUUGAGAUGCGGACACGGUGUCACUUUUCAGAUUGGUUUUUAUUAUAAAUCGGAUUGGUCAUUUUUCGACAGUCAUGUACACAUGCAGGGUGAACUGUUAACUGUUGAAUCAGAUCAUAUCUGGCUAUUCUAUUUCCCAUGGGAAAUAUCAAGUGGUAUUAUGAGUCUUGCAGCUAGCCAAAAAAGUGACAAUCAUGAUUUUGAAGAUAUUAAGAUGAUAGUUUCGUUCAGGGACGGUGCAGGUGUGCACUUGGAAGUGAAAAAUUGUGGGUAUCAUUGGGUAUUUAAGAAGGACUUUGAACAAUUCAAGAAGAUGCAUAGAGGUGAUCCAAUGUCUCAAAAGCGCGAGAUUUUAGAAAUUGAUGGAGAGCCACAGCCAUAA
Gastrolobium bilobum is the source of this 3447-nucleotide messenger RNA. Its product is annotated as disease resistance protein Roq1-like. The transcript is spliced from 7 exons. Gene Ontology annotation, biological process: signal transduction; defense response. Gene Ontology annotation, molecular function: ADP binding. The coding region runs from base 1 to 3447 and encodes 1148 amino acids. NCBI's taxonomy places the organism in Eukaryota, Viridiplantae, Streptophyta, Magnoliopsida, Fabales, Fabaceae. The record is from RefSeq and is a predicted model, not a curated record.